This is a messenger RNA of Mya arenaria, 9092 nucleotides long. Its product is annotated as ETS translocation variant 5-like. The transcript has 8 exons. The record is from RefSeq and is a predicted model, not a curated record. Gene Ontology annotation, molecular function: DNA-binding transcription factor activity, RNA polymerase II-specific; sequence-specific DNA binding. Gene Ontology annotation, biological process: regulation of transcription by RNA polymerase II; cell differentiation. The coding region runs from base 639 to 1970 and encodes 443 amino acids. NCBI's taxonomy places the organism in Eukaryota, Metazoa, Mollusca, Bivalvia, Myida, Myidae. Gene Ontology annotation, cellular component: nucleus.
UGUUACCAGUUACAACAUGUCGUCGCUUAUCAAGCUAGCUCAACGACACCUUGAGACAUUUAAAUCUUUUGCAGUGGUAGAGCUGGUGUAGAUUUUCUGUUCAGUGUAUUGUUAAUAUUGGUGUAUGAAUAUCUAUCAAGAUUCAAGAUUAUUGUAGAUAAAUGUGGGAAGUAUUUGAAUGACAGUUUACUUCUGGUCUCCAGUCUAGGUGGAAGUUCACCGAUUUAUCGCUUGCAAUUACUUAUUACAUUGCCUGUGUUGUUAAGCGCUAUCUAUUGGAUUUUUUUCAUUGAAUUAAUUUGAAUGGAUCUUUAAUAUUGCAAUGCAAUAUAUCUGGUGUUGAUCAGCGACAUCAUUUAUAAUAAGCAAUUUGCAGAAGCACAGUGGGCUCUUAAAAAAUGAAAUUGUGAUCUGUUAUCGGAAAAAUACAUUGUCUAGUGUGUUGGUUCGUACACUUGACAAAUAAGGAGUGCUGUGAGUUUCUGUAUAAAAAAGAGGGAGAGACAUCAAUUUUAAUGAUGAACCAAUAUUAUGCAUCUUUUAAGAUGUUCACUCAGCUAGGAAAUUAAGUGACAUGAUAAUGAUGAUGGGAUGAUAAGCAUCUUUUCAGACUUUGGAGUACUGGUAGAUGUAGUUAAAUGUUUAUGAAAAACCUGUGUGGUUCGUCAGUGAAGGUAGAUCCUGGAUAUUACCUGCCCGCGAUGCCCGUGCCAGCGCCGAUGAAGAUGGAGCAAGCCUUCCACGCAGGGCCCCCGUACCUACACCACCCACACGCCCUCCAUUUUCCAUUUCUCAUGCCGCGCCCUUUCCUGCCCCUGGGGCUCCAGCACCUACCUCUCCACCAUCCACCGACGCCUAUACCCCACCGCUUAGCCCUCCCUCAGAGACCAGUUGAGCCUUACAAACCAAUGGUGAAACUGGAAGAGGAUGUGCCAAUUUUGGACUUGUCUGUGAAGAGAACAAAAGUGCGAAGAAAUAGUGAUAUGGAAGAAAGUCAUGACAUGGUGGUGGCUCAGCCUGACCUCGAGGAAGGGGCAGCAGAACAAGGUCUUGACCUGUCAUGUCCAGAUAAACAGAAUGGCGGAAAAACAUUCAAAAAAGCUUUGCUCAAUAGAUAUCAUAUGGAGACGUGUGAGCAGCAGCAGCGGAACGGUCGGCAGGUGGCCGCGGAGGCCCUUCUGUGUAUGGAGUCCCCGAGUGCGGGAACAGAGAGCAAGACCUUCCUGCAAGGCCUACUUCACCAGCAUGCCAACUCUAACGCAGUAUUACCGCCAAGCCCCGCAGACAGUGACAGCGGUGUCUCAAGUGACCUUGAGUCCCCAGAUGACAAGCUCAGAUUACAAGCGUACCUGGCCUCGCAGCACUCAUCAGGAUGUGAUGCGUCCAAGGAACAUUACUUGGCGCCAUUCUGUCAACCUCCCCCCGCCCACCAGCCCCUCCCCGCUCACUUCAACACAGCCACACAUGUCGCCAUGAGACCAGACGUGUAUAAGGGUCAACAGAGCCCAGGGCAGCAUGCGGGUCAGAUGUUCAUGUCAGAGUCAGACUCAGGCACAUCAUCAACCACACCACCAUCAUCUCCACUCAGAUGUAAAUCUAAAAAAGGAAGAAAGCCAAAGUUUCAGGAGUAUCAAGCUCAAAUGUCGACACCAAAACGGAAAAGAGAAAGUAGCACGACCUACUUAUGGGAGUUCCUACUCCAAUUGCUACAGAAUAGAGAGACGUGUCCUAGAUACAUUAAGUGGACGAAUCGAGAGAAGGGCAUCUUUAAGCUUGUAGACUCAAAGGCUGUCUCAAAAUUGUGGGGCCUCCAUAAAAACAAGCCUGACAUGAAUUACGAGACCAUGGGUAGAGCGUUAAGGUACUACUAUGCGCGAGGCAUUUUAAACAAAGUGGAUGGACAGCGAUUGGUGUAUCAGUUUGCCGAUGUGCCCAAACAGAUCAUAGAAAUAGACUGCACGAAUGUGUAGCGCCGACUGCGUGGAGGUGAAAUCUCACUGGGGACAUGAUAGGAAACAGUUGUGGGAUACCGCACACGUGCUGUUGUUGUCGGUAUCACAUGAAUUCACUUAUUCAGGUCAACAUUAAACCUAGUCAACUGUUCAUGCAGAGAUUUUCAUGUACGACUUCAUUUGAACUUGGCAUUCAUCAGUUGACACAAAUGCUCCUCCUGGAAAGUGGGUCGUUGCUUCUUACAAUGAAAUGGAAACUCAUGCAAGGGUUGACCUCACCUGUCCUCGAAAACCGGGUUGAGGUCAUAUCAGACUGUUGGCAAGGUGUAGGUCACAUUUGUGUUAACCAUGGGAACUAUGGUUUCCAUCCGUCAUAAAUGUGGUGUUUCAUUAAAGAACUGAUAAGUGGUAGUGAGUAUUGGUACUCCAUGUAUAUACGUAUUUAUGAUCUCAAAGUUAAAGAUUUGAGUUGCUGGGGUAUAAAUGUGCUAGUUUUUGUGAGCCACAUAUGCUGGACUCUUUCAAGUUCAAGUUCAACAACUUAAAGCAUAUAUCUGGACUCGGGAAGAUGUACAGAUUUUUAAGGAUUGUUAAAGUGCAACGCCAUGUGCUGUUUUUGUACAUAACAUGCAUGAGAAAAUUUUGCAUUUUGUUAAGCACAGUAUGGUAUAAAGAAGUGUGUUACAUACCUAAAAGCGUUAAUUAUGAACCAAAUAUGUAUAUACAACUUUAAAGACAUAAUACUUACAAGUAAUGCAUUGCACAGGCUUGUCAAAAUGCCAUGCUGUAAAUUUAUGGUUUAUUGUAUGAUAAAUGCCAGUAUAUCAGUCGUUUUUUUGUACAGUGUAAAGACUUUCAGUGUUUGUAUCAUAUUUAGGCGUUUUACUCAUACUCAUACCGAUAGAUAUGUGUACAUUAAGAAUAUAUAUGUCAUAUGAGUACUGUUUUAAAUGUUAUUGUCUUUACACCAUAAGUAAUCCUUGACUGUAAGCAGUUUUUUUGUAUGAUAAUAAGACAAUAAACAUGUUACAUUUCCUCGGUGCCAUAUUCUAUAGGACUUCAGAGAUGUAUGCGACGUUUGGAUGUCAGUUGUUCUGAUUUUUUUUUUAUCCAAUUCCGAAAUACUUUGUUUUUGUGGGGCACAAGCUGAUGUUAAGCUGAUGUUAAGUUGCACCUGUAAUUGGUGUCAGCAGUAAACGAAUUAUAAACAAACCUAUAACCUACAUUCCAUAGUUUAACCUUAGCUCAUGAAGUACUUUCCGAUAGGUGUGGUUCUAAACACUGAAAUCAAAAGAUCAAAGAGGGGAGUGAGACAUUUUCCAGAAGUAAUUAUUUAACGAAUGUGCAGUCAUUGUCCUCUUAAAUAUUUAAACCUUUCUUAAGUCACAGAAACUGAAAGAAACUUUUAGAUUAAUUCAAGUGCUUUGUACGAUGUUGUUACACACUGAUAGUGUGUAUAUUGUUACUGUCUGUAUAUUAUCUAUAAGUGUGACCCUCAGGAUUUUACAUAAAUUAAUGGACAGAGGGCCUAUUAUCAACGGGGGGGGGGGGGGGGGGUAAAAUAUCAAUAAUACUGUAAAUAUAUCACUCAGAAACAUCAUACAAUGAAAUGCAAUAUUCUCAUAUUCUCUUUUAUUAUUUUUGUUUGAAAAUUGGGAUUUUUUGAGGCUAUUUUUUGGGGGGGUGUGGGGGGUGGACAGGGCCUGUCCCUUGGGGAAGUAGCUCUGUAUGGAUUACAGCAAAGAAGGGUAAAAAGGCCCUAAAAACUAUUCAGAUAUAUCAGUUAAAAAAAGAGCAUAUGAUACAUGCAUUGAUAGAUAGAUAGCCCUAAUGUCCCUAAUUGUAAUAUACUCAUGGUUUCUACAGCACAGACCUCUCAAUGUACGUGUUGCAUUAUUGAUGGCCUCACCUCAAAACGCAGAAGCAACGCAGAAGCAACAAACUCCAGUUAACAGAAGCAAUAUUUCCUGUAUUUUCUUGGUAAUUUGAUAACAUAUUUUGUUUACAAAAUGCCAAAGUUACAAUUUGUGAAGUAACAAUUUCUGACAGUUCGGCAUUUUCUGUUUCUCUGGGAGAUGUCCAAUCAUUGUUCAACAUUUUGAUCACAUGAUAUAACACCAUUUUCUCAUUGGACUAUUUAUUCGAAAUUUUGCCACAAGAUAUGGCUCGCCUUUAUCAUUUUAGUGAUGUUAAAAAAAUCUGAAACCGGAAAGACAUUUGCUUCUGCAUUUUGACGUGAAGCCAUUGACAUAACAUAUAAAUGAAAUUCUCUUAGACAAGUGUGUUAAAGUGAUACUUGCACGUCACUUCGACUAUAGGUGCUACUUAAUAUCAUAAGGAACUAAUUAAAUGAAUUACUACCUGCAUGUUUUGUUAAAUGCUAUUUUCCUGCAAUAAUAGUGCUGUUUUUGCAGCAAUGAAAGGUUAAGCAUAUACAAACUGCAGUUUUUUGUGGAGUUCUACUGAGAUUUAUAGAAUCUGAAAGAAGCAUAUUGUCAAGCUUCCACGUCUUAAUGUGGAACCUUAGGGAUUGUUGCGCACUUAUUUAUGGGAGACACUUCUGUUUCUCCAGAUGUAUGUGUUCUGAUUUUGCCGAGGAAUGAAGCAGGAGAAAAUGUAGAUCAACGUUUAUAAUGAUUUUUACGGCCAGGUUACAUACCAUAAGCUAUGAGGGGACAGGAAGCUAAAUAAUUACUUUCAUUACAUCAGCAUUUUUUCGCCUUGUACCAAUUAUCUGUUCAUUAGGUGGGAAUUGAAUGGACGCUAUUAACACAGAUAGUUUUGUCGCUAUUAACACUGUUAGUUUUGUCAAGUACAGACUGAGAUGUUUUUGUUGAUUCUUGUCAUAAUUAAUAAAGUGAGUAAAUAUGCAUUAAGUGUCUCGAAGCCUUAAGAUAUGGCUGUCAUUAAACCUAAAAUUACUAUGAGACUUUCACACGAUAAAGCUAAGGUAUAACAUCAAACGAGAGGGACUAGUUAUUAAUUAGUAGGAAAUGUAAUUUUGUCAUAAUUUCAUGCUAUUCUUUCAGUCUGUAAUUUUGUAAUAAAUGUGCAAUAAAAUUAUUAAUAUUAUUAUAAGUAAGAGAUUAUCAGACUUAAACUUGAACUUACUGCCAUUCUUCUUAUCAACAUUUAACCGUUUUCAAAAUUUAAGUUAGAAACAAUAUUUUCAAAAACUGCUACUGUUUUUUUGGGGGGUUUACUCGAAUAGGGACCCGCCAUUCUUUGUUUAAAUAUUUAAUCUAACACCUGUUUUCAAAUUUAUAGGUAAAAACAAUUAUUUUUCAAAAACUGCUAUUUUUUUACUCGAAAAGGGACCUGUGAAUUCUGAAUGCUCAAUUGAGUUCUAUCCAGAUAAUCUAACAUUCCUCAAGGACAGGCUUAAAUUGUUCCUUCCAUUUUACCGCACACUGUUUUAUGUUUAUGUGGAAAUAUGAUAAAUUAUAAUUCAUUUGUGAGAUGUAAUGAUGGUUUUUAAGGUAUUUGAUGUACAAUUUAUGUCUUUUUUAUGGAUGCAUGGUGACCCUGUAUUUUUUUGCUAUUGUUUGAAAUUGUUAAAUGAGUCGAGAACGAAUAUGUUAAAAUUUUACCAAAAUAUUAAAAUCAAGCUUUCUUAGCCUAGAAAGAUUACACAAUAGGUCAGUUCUUCACAACGAUCAAUUAUUAUAUUUUUGCCAUUUAUUAUAUUACAGUAACCAGCAAGCAAUACUCUUUAAAGCUGCACUCUCACAGAUUGACUGUUUUGUCAACUUCUAUAUUUUUUGUCUUUGAAUAAACCAUUUUUCUUGUAAAUGUCUGGAAACCAGUGCUGCAAGACUGCAGACAAAAGAUCAUAUGGCUGUCUUUCAUAUUUACUUUUGAAAAUUGAUGUUUUAUAGUUAAAAGCCUUACUAACGCUUUUAAGUAAAAUAAAUUAUUUGGCAGUUUUCUAAACAAUUUAGAUCUGUUCUAUUGUGAGUUAUCUUAUGUGCCUGAAUUGAAUGCAUUGAUACCAAAAUUAGCUGAUUCUGAGACACUUAAAAAUUGUCAACGUGUGUAGCUUUAAGUUGAUACCAAACAAUGUCGGGUCACCAGGCAACAGAAUUUAAUGGUCUGAUAGAACAAGAAACUUAUUCGUAUAUAAGAUACAUUAAAUAAGAUUUUUUUCCCAGAAUGUGCUACUGGGAAUUAAAUUCAACUACUGGGAAUUAAAUUCAACAGUGAUAAUGCAUAUAACUAAUUAUGUGAGUUAUUUAAAACAUAAAAUUAGGUUAUUGUGUCAUAAAAAUGUCAAACAAAUUACACCACUUAUUUACUGCAGAAUUCUCUCAUUAAUUACAAAGUGCUAGUGGUAAUAUUUUAUCCAGGUUUAAGUCUGAACCUUCCUACAGUCUGUAUAUUACUCUACAUAUAUUUUUCACAUGUAAGCUAUUUAUACUCUGAACUUGUUAACACGCCAUGCUACUUUUUUUUUGCCUGUGGGUCCUUGAUUUAUGAAAUAAUGUUAGAUAUACCUUCUGUUCAGUUAUAUAUAUAUGUAUAUGAAUAUAUAUAGGCCAAUAGUUCGGAACUUAGUUAAAGUUAACAACGUCAUUUAUAAUAUCGUUGUUAACUUUUAAAUGUUAACUGUUUGAUCAUGUGAUCAUAUAUUGAAAUAUAUAGAAGUACAGCUGAAACAGCUGUCUUUAAUAUUAUUAAAAAAUGCAGCAGAUCACAAGUGUAUCCAUUAAACGUCCAGAGCAGAAACAAUGUAAAAGUUAACAACAAUGACGUUAACGGCGUUGUUAACUUCAGCAACGUUCUGAACAAUCGACCAUAUAUAUACAUUAAAAUUUAUAUUAGUCUAUAGCUGAUUAAAGUUGUAAAAUAUUAAAAACAAACUGGUUUGAUAAAACUACAAAAAGAUAAUUGAUGAAUGAAUAUUUGGUUUAAUUAUGACAUUAUUACAAUUCAUAAAUUAAGUUAAAAAACUCAUGAAUAUACAGGUUUUAUUAUAUAGUAGUUAUUAUAAAUUAUUGCUCAAUAUAAAGUAUGUGUGCCUAUUUGUACUUGUAUUACGAUGGUGUGGAAAAAAAAUCAGUUUCUAGCCAAUAUUUCGGUGUUUAUUAAAUUUCCAUGACUAAAUCUAAUGAACAAAUAAUAUUAUUGAUGUGUCACUUUUGUAUAAAACACCAUAGUAUGAUAUAUCUGCUAACAUUUCAAGGGCAUUUUACAUUUACAUUAUACGUGUUAAUGUUGUCUUAUAGUGAUACAGAAAGUGCCUGUAUAAUGUCUGUAACAAGUUUAAAUGUUUAGGCCUACAAAAAUAUAGAUUGGUUUCCUGACCUUCCCUGUUUUUUUGGCCAUACCCUAGAUGUUUUUAUUGCCUUGAGAAAUACAUUUUUUUCAUGUGUUUAAUUUGUAUUUAUUUAAAGUUAAAACUGAUGUGUUUUCAGCUUUUAAAAAGACCAGCGAUGCUUAAACUGAGACUCUGAGUGUAUCUAAGCAGUAAACAUAGUGUUUGGUAACAGAAACAUAUCAAACAAGAUAUUAAAAUAAAACAUAUUUUCUGACUGAUUUUUUUGUAAGAUUCAUGAAACCAGAAACAAAUAUAUUAUUUUUUUAAGCCUUAUCAAUCACUUUUUAAGGUAUCCUGUGUACAGAUAAGUUUGUCAUUUUUCAUUUUGGCAGUUAUGAGAAGUUCUGAUGCCUGGUGACUCCCAUAUUUUUUUGGUAUCAUUUCAAAGGGUAUUUUUUUCUGAUCACUAAUAUGUUCAAUGAUAUUGCAGUUAGUUUUUUUGUUCUUUAUUUCAACUGAAAUCGGAAGUGAAACGACCGAUUUUCAAUCUUUUAUGGUCAAAACUGGUUUUGGAAUAUUGUUGGGUUUAAUAUAAACAUUUCUCCUUAAACCCUUUUAAAUGUUUUCAAAAUAAAACACAGUCACAAAAACAAUUAUUUUUAUUCUUUUAAUGUCAAUAUUUAUGCGAAAAACUUUUUUUUUAAUAUUGUUAUGGGUAAAAUAUUUACAUAUCAUCUCUCUACCCAUUAAACCCUUUUAAAUAUUUCCAAAUUAAUACAUGGUCACAAGGCAUCGGAAGUUCACAUUAUUGUACCUCGGAUAUCUUAAAACUAUGAUACUUGUUUCAUGGUGUAUACAUUAUUGUACCUCGGAUACCUUAAAACUAUGAUACUUGUUUCAUGGUGUAUACAUUAUUGUACCUCGGAUAUCUUAAAACUAUGAUACUUGUUUCAUGGUGUAUACAUUAUUGUACCUUGGAUAUCUAAAAACUAUGAUACUUGUUUCAUGGUGUAUACAUUAUUGUACCUCGGAUAUCUUAAAACUAUGAUACUUGUUUCAUGGUGUAUACAUUAUUGUACCUCGGAUAUCUUAAAACUAUGAUACUUGUUUCAUGGUGUAUACAUUAUUGUCUUUAUUUAAUGAACUCUUUUUAAGUAUGAUUUUAUAAUUUUUUAGCAGAUAUUUGAAUGCUUGUUACAGACAAGUCUGUUUUUAAGUUUUGAAUUAAAUAUAUAUAUAAGCAAAUGAUUUUGUAAUGUCACAUGACAAUAUAGGUUUAAACAACUUCUCAUUAUUACCUGUUUAAUGAACAGUUUUCCGGUUUCAAUGUUACAUGUAUAUAAAGAAAGGGAAACUCUUUAGGCAGUAUUUACAACUAUUUUCGGAUAAAGUUAAAACUAUUUUGAUGGUAAAAAAAGAAUAAUACAUCUCGAGGAUAACAACUGUUUACCAUUAUUAUUUUAUCUCAAAUCUGGAAAUCUAAUGAAAUCAUGUAACUCUGUUAAAAAUGACAACAGCUGGUAUUGUAAACAGAAAAAUGCAUAAUUUAUUAUCAUAUUAACAUGUAACAAGAUUAAGUGAUGAAUUAAAGUGAUUUAAUGAAUUAUGUGCUUCUCUGAUGUAUAAAAUUGAAUAUUAAUGUUCUCCGGAGUAUACAUAUGUUGCAAUUUGGUCUAUGUUAUAACAUGAAAUUUGUAAUGCAUUUUACGCUCUACUCUGUCUAAAGUUUGUUUCUGUACAAUUUACUCUCUUUACGAAUAUUUCUUAAUGCUGUCCUAUCUUCCACUUCCAAUAUUUAUUGUUAUGUACAUAAUUAUGUUCGUUGUUAUGUUGCUCCCAAAUGUAUGAGUAAAAAAUAAAGUUAGUUGACUAUUUUUACAGCA